Molecule: messenger RNA, 1843 nt
Organism: Alexandromys fortis (reed vole)
Lineage: Eukaryota; Metazoa; Chordata; Mammalia; Rodentia; Cricetidae
Gene: Dnaja3
Product: DnaJ heat shock protein family (Hsp40) member A3
Exons: 12
Coding region: 33-1472 (479 amino acids)
Biological process (GO): mitochondrion organization; protein folding; negative regulation of apoptotic process
Cellular component (GO): mitochondrion
Molecular function (GO): ATP binding; heat shock protein binding; protein kinase binding
Source: RefSeq, a predicted model, not a curated record
GCGGCGCGCAGGCGCAGUGUCCCCGGGUCAAGAUGGCUGCGCGGUGUUCUCCACGCUGGUUGCUGGUGGCGGUGGGAAUACCCCGGCUGCCGGCUGCAGCGGGGAGAGGGGCCCAGCAGCCCCGGGGCGGCGUAGUGGCCACAUCACUGCCUCGCAAGCUGAGCAUCUCUGCCUCCGGGCUUUCCAUGAGCGGUCACGGCCCCCGGGCGCUGCUGACAUUGAGACCGGGUGUCCGCCUCACAGGAACAAAAAGUUUCCCUUUUGUUUAUACUGCUUCCUUCCACACAAGCGCUUCCUUGGCCGAAGAUUAUUACCAGAUAUUAGGAGUGCCCCGAAAUGCCAGCCGGAAAGAUAUCAGGAAAGCCUAUCUUGAGCUUGCCAAGAAAUAUCACCCGGACUCAAACAAGGAUGAUCCCAAAGCCAAGGAAAAGUUUACCCAAGUGGCACGAGCAUACGAGGUGUUGUCUGAUGAAGCAGAGAGGAAGCGUUAUGAUACUUAUGGCUCUGCUGGCUUUGAUCCUGGAGCCAGCAGCUCUGGGCAGAGCCAGUGGAGAGGAGGGCCCUCUGUUGACCCGGAAGAGCUAUUCAGGAAGAUCUUUGGGGAGUUCUCAUCAUCUUCUUUUGGAGAUUUCCAGACUGUGUUCGAUCAGCCUCAGGAAUACAUCAUGGAAUUGACCUUCAAUCAAGCUGCCAAGGGCGUCAACAAGGAGUUCACUGUGGACAUCACGGACACCUGUGAGCGCUGUGACGGCAAGGGGAAUGAGCCUGGAACCAAAGUGCAGCAUUGCCACUACUGCGGAGGCUCCGGCAUGGAAACUAUCAAUACAGGCCCUUUUGUGAUGCGUUCCACAUGUCGGAGAUGUAGUGGCCGGGGCUCCAUCAUCACAAAUCCUUGUGUGGUCUGCAGAGGAGCAGGACAAGCCAAGCAGAAGAAGCGAGUGACGAUCCCUGUGCCUGCAGGAGUUGAAGAUGGUCAGACCAUAAGGAUGCCUGUGGGAAAACGAGAAAUUUUUGUCACAUUCAGGGUGCAGAAAAGCCCUGUGUUCCGGAGGGACGGCGCAGACAUCCACUCCGACCUCUUUAUUUCAAUAGCUCAAGCUAUUCUUGGGGGUACAGCCAAAGCGCAGGGCUUAUAUGAGACAAUCAAUGUGACGAUCCCUGCUGGGAUUCAGACAGACCAGAAGAUUCGCUUGUCUGGGAAAGGCAUCCCCCGGAUUAAUAGCUAUGGCUAUGGAGACCACUACAUUCACAUCAAGAUCAGAGUUCCGAAGAGGCUAACCCGUAGGCAGCAGAACCUGAUCCUGAGCUAUGCCGAGGAUGAGACUGAUGUGGAGGGGACAGUAAAUGGGGUCACUCAGACAAGUACUGGUGGCAGAACCAUGGAUAGCUCCGCAGGAAGCAAGGAUAGGCGAGAGGCUGGGGAGGACAAUGAGGGAUUCCUUUCCAAACUUAAGAAAAUGUUUACUUCCUGAUACCCCUGCUGAGGAAAGCGGUCUACUGGAAGCUAGGCCAGGAGCAGCAGCCCCUCUCCACGGCCAGGGCAUCCGACACAGGAGGACCCCAGAACAGCAGCUCGGGGGAUUCCUGCUUACAGAGCCCUCUGAACCACCUAGUAACAGCAAAACUACGUGAUGACACCUCUGCAUAAAGGUCAUGGUGACAGCCCCUACGCAGUGAUGUGUGGCCUUUGGGCUGGUAGAAAUAUCCUCUCCACUGGUAGGUGGCUUGCUUCUGGCCCAGACAGGGUAAAACACUUGGACUCUUCUUGCAGCAGUAAAAACAUGGAAUCGCAUGUAGUAGAGAGCUUAACAAAUUAAAGGCCGUGCUUACAGCUUAAAAUGAA